GUGUUCUUCAGAAAACUGUCAAACUGGCCAGAGGAAAAUUGUGUUUGUGAAUUCAAGCGAUUUUCGUGUGCUUUCUAGAAAUAUGGCUUCGAUAAAUGAUCUACCGAACGAAAUUUUAGAGUUUAUAUUCAGUUUGCUUCCUCCGUACCAGGAUCUCGAACAAUGUGCCUCAGUUUGCAAGCGAUGGAUCGCCCUAGCCAACAAUGUACGAAUACGGAAGAAAGCUUGCCUACAGAAAGGACUCAUGGAUUUCAACCUUUGCUGGCGGCAGGAGGUGCUGAGUGGACAGAACCCUAGCAUUGCUGCCCGUUUCGCUCAUGCGAGCUCGUUGCAUCGCAAUUCUAUGUACGUUUUCGGGGGAGCUUCGUCAUACGAUACAACUUUCAACGAUUUAUGGCGCUUCGAUUUGAGCAGAAGGGAGUGGAUCCGACCGAUUUCGAUGGGCACUUAUCCAUCCCCUAAAGCUGGAGCCUCGCUGGUUUGUUACGGCGAUUUGUUGGUGCUAUUCGGUGGCUGGAGGCACUCGUAUACGCCUUUUCAGAUGUGUACCCUUUUCGAUGAACUCCAUGUAUAUAACGUUACAGAUAAUAGAUGGACAAUACAUAAUUUGGCCUUCGGUCCACCUCCUAUGACUGGCCAUUCUGCCACGGUGCACGAUAACAAGAUGAUUGUCUUUGGUGGUUACCAGAAAACGAUGGAAAACAUUGGAACAACAAACGACAUCUGGGUGUUGGAUUUGGAAAAAUUAAUGUGGAAAAGGCCAACGGUAUCCGAGCAGAAGCCACCGGCACGAUACGGUCAAUUUCAAAUGGCUAUCGGAAAGGACUACAUCCUAGUACUAGGCGGCACGGGAGGAGUUAACAGGAUUUUCAACGACGCCUGGCUGUUGGAUAUGCGAUCGGAUGUCUGGCGCUGGAGAAAUGUUCAAGUCAAAAACAAAAAGAGUACCGUUACACAUAACUGGAGCUAUCCAGCAUGUAACGUUGGAUCGAAGAUAAUUGUGCUGGGCCCAACGUCACCGAACGACUUUCAAAUAAUCCGUCAACAUAGACCAACCAAUCACGGUCUACACCCUCCAAAUCUAGGAAGACCAAGACCCGGAGGAAAUCCUGCCGACCGUCCCAGGGUUGCUGGCAAUGAACCAAACAUUCCCCCUCGUCAAAAUCCCGUUCGUUCUCCACCCCCUCCACCACCACCGGCACCUAUUAUGCCAACGGCUCCCCGGGCACGAACACCUUCUCCUACAGGUGUGCUUCGUCAGCCAAUCGACCCUCAACCUGGCCCUUCCGGAAUAUCCAAUCCUAGCCCACCGUCUCAGGCACCUCAAGCUGGUCCUUCUAGACCGCUUCCUGCUAUUAGAAGUCCCAUCUAUCAUCGGCAACAAUUAGAUGACGAUCAUUUGCUACCCAAACGGUUCAACCAAACUCCACCGGAGCAUGGCCACAUGGCAAUGGCUGCCUUCAGUGUACGGCCAGCAAAUCAGCCUGCUCUGCAAGCUUCUCGUGAGCGACAGCUGGAAAGGCUUCGUAAAAUGGAGGAAAAAAUUUCGGCCAUGCGACGGAUCAAGGAACAAGAACAGCGCGAACAGGAGCAAGCAGCAGCUGCGGCGGCCGCAGCCGUUGCCAAGGCAGCAGCUGCUGCCGCGCAGGAGUCAUCGGUCACUCCCAAAAGAAUAAAACGCAACGGAUUAGCAAUUUAUGUCUGCGAUAUUUCCCAGUUGCUGGCUAACGAUGGUAAAGCUCCCGUUAUCGAGUGGCAGGAGCAGAAAAACAGCGGUCUCAUCGCAGGGGCACCUGAUCAUUUUACAUUCUCUACCAUGGUUAGCGGAACCGGAGAGCUGAUCGUGUUUGGUGGAUUAAACAAAAACCCAAAAUCGGAAAGUUCAAGUGUAACCAAUAUAGUGCACUUUUUAACAGUUCCAACCGCGGUCGUGUAGGAGCAAGAUGUACAUAUAAAUUAAAUAACGUUCACGUAGUCAUAAAUAAUGUUGCUAGGCUUAGCAAUUUUUGGUUUAAAAUUCAAUCUCUGGUAAUCGAAAAAUAUUAUUCAAAUUAUUAAGCUGAUGUUCACGCGUUGAUUUCCAAUAAAAAAAAACCUCGCUGUC
This is a messenger RNA of Wyeomyia smithii (pitcher-plant mosquito), 2104 nucleotides long. It is a transcript of the gene Fbxo42, whose product is annotated as F-box only protein 42. The coding region runs from base 83 to 1936 and encodes 617 amino acids. Gene Ontology annotation, molecular function: protein binding. The record is from RefSeq and is a predicted model, not a curated record. The transcript has 4 exons. Lineage: Eukaryota; Metazoa; Arthropoda; Insecta; Diptera; Culicidae.